CUCCGCCGCCCUCCGCUCGCCCGCCGCGACUCUGCCUCCGCCAGGUGCGGCUCGCGCCGCGCAGGUAACAGCGCUGCCCGGAAACGGGAGGCGGAGCGCGGGCGCCUGGGUUCCCGGCUCUCCUCCCCGCGCCCAGCGCCGCGAGGGCGGGUCCUAGGGCCCGAGACGCGCCCCCUCGCGGGACAGUCCGAUCGGUCGGCCACCCCUCGGCUGCCCCUGCGCAGAAAGCCAGCGCGUCACCUGGAUUCCAGACCCCGGCCGGACCCCCGGACCAGCACAAGUCCCUCUCGGGUCCUGUUUCCCAGCGCCCCUGGCUUUCUCCACCUGGGCAGGCCAGGUUAUCGGCAUAGGUGGCCCCAAAUCUUUACACGCGUUGCUGUCCUUUUCUGCAGAAUAGAGAGUCAGGCAAGAAGUGGUUAAGUGAAAACAUUCUUGCAAAUCGGAGAACAUAAGUUUUCCA
Chinchilla lanigera (long-tailed chinchilla) is the source of this 460-nucleotide messenger RNA. RefSeq names its product serine/arginine repetitive matrix protein 1-like. NCBI's taxonomy places the organism in Eukaryota, Metazoa, Chordata, Mammalia, Rodentia, Chinchillidae. The record is from RefSeq and is a predicted model, not a curated record.